This is a messenger RNA of Parasteatoda tepidariorum (common house spider), 423 nucleotides long. Lineage: Eukaryota; Metazoa; Arthropoda; Arachnida; Araneae; Theridiidae. The record is from RefSeq and is a predicted model, not a curated record.
AUGACUGUUAUCAUUGCCACAUUGUUUAUUGCAACAAAUUGCAAGAGAUUAGCAAAGUGCGAAGAAAAAUUUUCACUAUCUGAACGUGAGGAUAGGGUGGAUUCCGUGUUCACGGGUACUGUUCAACGUAUCUACCGAAUUAGUCCGUAUAUAUUGCUGGAUUACAAUGCCGUAAUUCUCGUCAAGAGAGUGAUAAAAGGUGACAAAGCCAUUCUGAAUAAUGCCGUAGUGAUAAAAGGUUUUGGGAACAAGAGAAUAUGCCAAAGUAACGUAAAAGAAAAAGACACAAGGAUAUUUUUAGUGAACGCAUUGGAAGAUGGAGUAUUUCGAUUGAAUUUUAGCCUUUUGAGAAUGACUGUUGAAAAUUUGGAUAUGAUUGAAGCUGCUGUGAAAGACUUAUGUUUACAAACAGGAGGUUCGUAA